Messenger RNA from Opisthorchis viverrini, 1482 nucleotides. RefSeq lists its product as hypothetical. Lineage: Eukaryota; Metazoa; Platyhelminthes; Trematoda; Opisthorchiida; Opisthorchiidae. The transcript is spliced from 7 exons. The record is from RefSeq and is a predicted model, not a curated record. The annotation marks the transcript as partial.
UCUGUACACUGUUCGCCGACGGUUUCCGAGUGAUCAUCAGCCUAACGAAUUGCGAGACGGCCAGGUUCAUCGAAAUGCUCACAAACAGACACCAUAUUCUCCAUCUGGCCAUCCCGAAGCCUUUCUGUGAGGAUGUCGGCUAUAGUCCGCAGACGGAUGAAGACACCCCAUUUGCUACGAUAUGGAUGCAACCAAGAACCAAACAAGCAGCCGAUGUGAUCUACACACUUGCCCAGAUGGAUUACGCUUUGAGAGCAUAUGUAUUCUCAGACACUACAAGUGGUUUGCUGGACCAUCUUCUUCAUCGGUCAACACAGGUGACCUUGGCAAGAGAAUUCCCCAGCCCUAUAUUUUCCCCACUUGCCUAUGACAUCGACCGGGAACAACAUCCGUCCUUCUACCACAACAGACAAGGUAUGGUGAUCCUGGACAAAGUUUUGAGUCACUUGGCGAGUGAGAAUGAGUCCAGAGCAAGCAGUCAUGCGUUUUUGUUAACCACAGCGACAAGCGUGGAAGUGGAACUAGAGAAGAUUGCCAAUCACUCAAAGUUGACGACAGAGUAUUUUUGGAUCUUGGGUGAAAGGUUGGAUAUGUCAGUAUCCGCCCUUCUACGGAUUUUAUCGGCAACUGAGGAGAGGUCAAGCAUGAAUUUCGGGUUUCUUCGCUACACACCAUUCCUCAACCCAGAAGAUUGUGCCGAGUUCGGAUUUCUACUACCUUGGAUUAAUGUGACUUUCACCAAGGAGAUCGGCUGUAAUUUCCUGGAUAUUCCGGAUCGUGCUUCAGCCAUCAUCCAAGCGGUCCUAGUGCUCUACCGGAUAUACCUUGAAUAUAUGCGUGUGGUAGAGGACCCUCAGAUUGUACAAUGUGAUGUGAGACCCUAUCCGGUAUACGUGCACGGCUCGAUGUUUCGCUCCAACUUCCUUCUGGAUGUUUUCAUAAAUGAAACUACUCACAUGGUUGCUGAAAACUCUUCGACAGCCCACGACCGGUUUCGCCUUUCCAGUUCGGGCUCAUCAGGUAGGCGCAGUCCCCGAGUUUCCAUCAACCUUAUGUUGUACUUGAACCCAAAUUGCACUGAUUUCGACAAAUACACUCAUUUGCAAAUCAAUUUGGUUUUCACGAGAUACUCAGAUGAAUCUCUCGUUUAUGAUGGUAUUAACGUCCACGUAUGGGAAACGGUUACGUUCUACUCACUGGAAAAACUUCCAAAUCGAUCGCCUCGGUUUCGGGCGACGGCCCGUAUCAACGGAUCGACAACCAGGGAACUUACGAAAUUCGGGAAGUUCUUGAAGCAUCGAACGAUGGGUUCCGGUCUAUUCGCGAAUCGUUUCUGGAGUUUUCAUGGGCGGAUGCUGAAGCUUGGAACAGUGAUUCUAAAUAAGCGCGAGCAUGAAGAGAGGAGCUUCCCACCUAACAACGCACUGAUAGUACCUCUUCGAAUUACGACGAGACGUCCACACGUCAACUACAAAGCUCGGU